This is a messenger RNA of Paramormyrops kingsleyae, 2375 nucleotides long. The record is from RefSeq and is a predicted model, not a curated record. NCBI's taxonomy places the organism in Eukaryota, Metazoa, Chordata, Actinopteri, Osteoglossiformes, Mormyridae.
CUCAACUCAGAAAAAUGGCGGCAUGUGGAUUUCGCUUCUAGUUUCUUUUUCAUUAUUGGCAAUAUUACUAUAAUUUAGAUGAAAAAUCAGUAGUGAUUUUUCAGUUUACAGAACGUCGAUCAUAGCUAGACUUGCGUGUUGGAUGACUGUGUUGUCGUGUCGCUUGUAUUGUUUGUAAAAUGUUUAUUUUUGCUAAUUCAGAUGCAUAUCCAGGCUUAUAACGGAUACGGUUAUUUGUAACAUUGCUGUUACUUUAUAAGAGGCUUUUUAAAAUCCGCAUUACACUUAGCAUUUAGCGGCGUGCUUUUGAGAUGAAUGGCAGAGUGAUACCCAACACACCUUUGGCCGUAGACUUCUGGCAGGUGCGGAAGUGUGGCCACGUACGUCUCUUCUUCCUAUCUCACAUGCACAGUGACCACACGGUGGGUUUAACAUCUACGUGGGCUAACCGACCCAUAUACUGCUCUCCAAUCAGCGCAAAGCUGCUCAAGUUUAAAUUGCAGGUAAGAGAAAAAUGGAUCCAUGCUCUGGAAGUGGGCGAGGCACACAAGCUCCCUCUAGAUGACGUGGGGAAGGAGACGCUAACGGUUACGCUCAUGGAAGCCAACCACUGUCCUGGGGCAGUCAUGUUCCUUUUCCAGGGCUACUUUGGCACUAUCCUCUUUACAGGGGACUUCCGUUACACGGCAGCCAUGCUGCGGCAGCCCAGCCUGAUGAACCACAUCAGCAUCGACGUGCUGUACCUGGACAACACGCACUGUGACCCCACUCGCUCCCUGCCCUCCCGCCAUCAGGCCACCCAGCAAAUCAAGGAGAUCAUCCGGGCACACGCUGGGCACGAUGUGGUCAUCGGCCUCUAUACCUUGGGCAAGGAGACCCUUUUAGUGCAGCUGGCCCUGGAGUUCAGGACUUGGGUGGAGGUGAGCCCCGAACGCAUGCGGAUUCUGCAUGUGCUGGACCUGCCUGAUGUCUUUACCACUGAGCCUGGCGCCGGUCGCAUCCGAGUGGUGGACCAUUCUGAGGUAUGUGCUGCGAACCUGGUGCUCUGGAACCGGCAGUGGCCCACUAUAGCCAUUCUGCCCACGGGUCGACCGGUAAUCGGCACUCACCCCAGCGUGCAUGUUGUGCCCUAUUCUGACCACUCCUCCUACCAAGAGCUGGAGGACUUUGUCUCAGCCCUGCAGCCAGCCUCUUUGGUGCCCAUAGUAGGACCCUGUGUGCCCCGGCUCUCCGCUUUAGUGUCACCCCGCAAGCGAUGCCGCCCCACCAUCAUUCCAGAGUCUGUCCGCCGGGGCAUGAUCCAGGGACUGGAACAGGAGUCUGCCGUUUGCUCCCGCUUGGCCAUAACGGCGCGUCCUGCUGCCAGCGGUGUGGUGUUUGAAUCUCCCCAGAGGGCACAAGCAUCCCCCUUCAGAUACAAGCCUAGCCCCUCUGUUGAACGGGACUCAGAUGUAGAUGAGGAUGGACAAGGUGCUCAUUCAUCCCUGCACCACACAGUGUCUGAGCUCUGCCCUGGGGACACAUGGGUGCCUAAUGGCACCGCAGGACUUGUGGAUGACUCGGAGAUAGCUGAGAGUUUUUUCCUCAGCCAGCUUACUCCAAGUGACUGGAUGCUUUACCCUCCAGGCCCCCUGCGGAGUCUAGGCCCAUCACUGAAGCCUAAGAGCAGGCAGCCUUCACCCAAAGCUAAUGGGUACCAUCAGCCACCAACCAUGUUCCCAGAGAGGGGGAGGACAAUUCCUGGCUCUCAGGGGGCCCAUGGUAGUGUUGACAAAGACCCAAUUCCUUCCACCAAACUGCAUGACCCAGAGCUGAUUCUGUUAGAGGAGCCCUUGACCUUCCUUGAUGAAGAGAUCCAUGGAAGGUUUGAAUGUAUUGGGUGUGACUCCAUAAACAAGUACCGGCUGGUCCCUUGGAGCACAUGUCCAAAAGGAUGCAGCACCUUCCACGUUGCUGUGGAGCACUUCCUCAUGGCCUGUAGAAAUUAGGUUAUAGGCUGCUGUCAUUCUCCAGGUUCCUCUGUGCUGUGAUAUAAAUCAUUGUUGGCCAAGUUCUAAUUCAGGAAGCUCACCAUUUCCACGAUCUUUUGGUUCACAGUGGUAUAAUUCAUGUCGGGUUAUUCAGGAAGCUCUUAUUGCCAGUAAUGUUCCCUCAUUUGUGAAGGACCAGGACAUCAUCCUCUCUGAAUAGUUGUAUUGUUUCUCUACAUUAAUUAAUUUCUUUUUUGGAAUACAACAUGGAAAUGUUCAGACACUAACUACCUUCACGUUUUUUUGUUAGGUGAAAAACUUUUAGUUGUCCAGGGCACCUGUAUUGUUUAUGCCUGUAAAAUGUAUUUAAUAUUUCUUGUCUUAAUAAAGUCUUUGGCCCAUGUC